AUGGUAGGCGAUUCAAUGCGAAGCAACCGCUGCCAAGUCGAUCACGAGAUCAUAAACCAGACAAAAGUUCCUCAAGUCAAACUGUCCUCGGUCCGAUGUAUACCUUCUUGUGGCUUUGAUACGUUCCCGAACCCCGAGGCCUUGAAGUCGGCCCCUAGAACCGUCGAAUGCCGGGAUUUGGAGGCUUUGACUGCACUGACUCGUCUUUAUAUUGAUUGGGACUGGUUACUGGGUCCUAGAAACUGCAAAGGCAAAGAAGACCUCAACAGGAAGGAUUAUGACAAGAAAUGGACAUCCAUGAAGGAUCGUGGUAAGAGAUGGGCAUUCAUAGUUGACUGGAGUGUUUUCGUUAACCUCAUUAGCUCCGCUAUCAUGGUCUUUGGAACCUAG
Fusarium venenatum is the source of this 390-nucleotide messenger RNA. Lineage: Eukaryota; Fungi; Ascomycota; Sordariomycetes; Hypocreales; Nectriaceae. The record is from RefSeq and is a predicted model, not a curated record.